Messenger RNA from Penicillium taxi, 2253 nucleotides. RefSeq names its product N-alpha-acetyltransferase 35, NatC auxiliary subunit. The coding region runs from base 1 to 2253 and encodes 750 amino acids. Lineage: Eukaryota; Fungi; Ascomycota; Eurotiomycetes; Eurotiales; Aspergillaceae. The transcript is spliced from 8 exons. Gene Ontology annotation, biological process: N-terminal peptidyl-methionine acetylation. The record is from RefSeq and is a predicted model, not a curated record. Gene Ontology annotation, cellular component: NatC complex.
AUGCUGCCGAAUAACCAUGUCCGCGUUCCCCCUCCGCGGGCGGCAGUCCCGCGUGACAUUACAGCUGAGUUCACUCAGGCAGCUUCACAGCUUGCCCUUGGCCAGCUCAUCAAAGAUGAAACGUUUACGCUCUUCGAUGGCGUGGGCGCUCUAGAGAUCAUGGAUUCCAAAAUGGAUAGCGGCUACAUAUCUCCAGGCGAAAAUCAAGUUCAGGCGCUGGAGGACGAUUACGAUGUGCGGCGCGAAUUGACACCAGAGGAAAUUGUGGGGUUGAUGGACCAGCUUCUUUGCCACGAGAUGGCCUGGCAUAUGGGUCAUCCACUUUCCCAAACUCUGUUCACGUCGAUUUAUAUUGACAGGCUGCUUUGGCCUGUUCCCAGGACCAUGGAAGAUGCCAGGUUCGACCGCGUACCCAGUGAAUCACCCCUUGUCAGCCUUGUACUCCGAUCAUACUGCCUCGCAUUGGUAAAAGCAUGCGACUACGUCCACUCUCGGGUCGUAGUUGAAUUCUAUUUUGAAGAAGAAGACUUUGUUUCCCAGCUGUAUAAUCGAAAUCUACUGUCCUCAUUUGAUGGAUCUCACUUUUACCGCCUGCUUGAAGAGGCUAUUGUGUGGGUAGAGGCCCAGCAUAGUAUCGACAAAAGCCUCCGUGAUGCCAUAGUGUGCAGACUCAAGUUAAGGUACGAGUUUCUGGCGGCUUUAGACUCAGAUCUGGAGAUUCUCGAGACAAGAUCGGUGGAUAAGUUUGUGGAAUCCCUCGCAAUUAUGGAGUCUUUAGCUAGCUCUGUGUCCCUGGGGAAACAAGUACCAGAAGCCUUCAGUUUGAAGAUUCAGCGAAAGCUUGCCAGCACGGUUCCUCCUCGCCCAAUAGUGCAAAUCAGUAAUGAAGAUGCGCUUGCACACUUGAAGAGACUGUGCCAGGACGCCAUUGAUUUGCUAGAGAUAGUGGACUACAGUGGCCCAGGCAAUUUCAAGAUGGCCGUAUCUACUCUUCUUUCAAGGAAGCCGCAGCCCUCGGUUUAUAUCCGCUGUGUUCUCCAGGCAUUGAUCGUGAGUGAUAUGAUGACGAUUAUGGCAGCCAUCCCUGCCAAACAGUUGAUAUAUGAGGAUAUUGCGGAGUUGGUACUACCAUCCAGCAUCAUUCUUGAAGCAAGCAAGGAUGAAACGGAAGUGCCGUCAGAUCCUCGGUUCCAAAUUGCCCAAUUGAUGGAAGGCUUCGUCAAGAAAUUUGCUCCGCCAUUUGUGGAUACAAUAAGAUACACAUGUGUGAACCGAUGUCGAACACGCCGAGCUCUUUGUCACAGUGCUAUAGAUUGGGACAAUCUACAAGUAGAGGCUGAGGAAUUAGAUCUAAAACUCCAGGCUUUAAGUAGAGAGGUCCCAUUAAAAGCGGCAGAUGGAGAGGCCAGCUUUUCAUAUCCCCUCAGCAGCUGGUCUUAUCAUCAAAAACUCGUGCAGCUUCGGCUCAUCGUCCAGAUGGGAUUUGAACUUUCUCUCUACGCACCCGAAGAGCUAGCAGGGAUGUACUGGUAUUUGUCCCACCUUUGCACCACACACCUCGGCCAUCUUGAUCGAAUUCGAACAUUCAUGAUGGCCGCUAGCAAGCGAGACCUUCAGAUGACAGGCGACAAGCCUACAGACUGGGCAACACGAAAGUCCGCUGCAUUCCGCAAGUCCUUCCGUCACCUUGAAAGGUUGACUACUAAUCUUAUCGCGAUCGACGCAUUUGCAAUCGCCCUCCACGGACUGUAUGUCGUGUUGGAUCGACACAGAGCAUUGCCAUAUGCCGCCGGUCCUGGCGCAUACUCGACGGGAAAACUGCGAUAUGAUAUUCGAAUGAAACCUUUCAUCCCUAUCUCUCUACCUGAAGUGAUCCCUUAUGAAGAUUUCCUACAUGAGUCCACUUUAGAAGGAGACUCUGACAUUAUGAUUAUUGAACGAUCCUCCAAGGCUAUCGUUGAAGCACGCCGAGCCUUGGACAUGAUGCUUACAGAUGGAGCCUUUGAGUACUCCACUCCACCAAAAACACCAGCUGUGGCCAUUGGAGGGUAUUGGAAGGCUGACGUGAAGGAUUCCAUGCGCGCCUGUAUUGGGACUAGUAUUGCGAUCGGCAUGGUCCAGAAAACUCUCACAAACGAAUCAUCAGGCAAUGUGGCUAAUUUACAGGUGGAGAUCCCUCAGAUUGGGUCUAAAAGUCGAUGGCAUGACUGGUGGAUCACUCCUCAAAUUUCUCAAAAAAAGGCCGAUUCAUGA